UUUCGCCUGCACCAAGGUAGGAGUAACCACAGCGGAGUGGGCUGUAUAUUCGUCUGCGUCAUUGCAAGCUUGGCAUUGUUGGUGUAGGGGAGAAAGCUGCAGAAGAGAUUUUCAGCUUUCUCUUUGGCACAUAAAGAAGAGCAGUCUGCCACCAUUUGAACAAAAGAAAACCACACAGUCUCGCACAAAAUAUAGUUUCCCACAAUGGUGAAAGUAUCUUUUAAUUCCGCGUUGGGACAGAAAGACGUUAAAAAGGAGGACAAGAGUGAAGCACUCAUUCCUGAAGACAAGGACCCGGAGGAUGGUGUGAGGGUCCGACAGCAAUCCAGGGCCUGGUGCUGGUGCAUGUGCCUUGGUCUGGCACUCAUGCUGUCCGGUGUGGUCAUUGGCGGAGCUUACCUGUACCGGUAUUUCGAACUGCAGGAUCAGGAGGGUCAGAGGUUUUGGUGCGGGGUGAAGUACCGUGAGGAGGACUACAUGGUCCGGGAGGAGGAAGUAGAGGUGGAGCUGCCCUCCCAGCUGCGACAGAUCGAGGAGAGCAUCCGUGUGCUGGAAGACGAGGAGGUGGAGCUCAUCAACGUACCUGUGCCUGAAUUCGCCGACAGCGACCCUGCUGACAUUGUCCAUGACUUCCCCAGGAGACUGACAGCUUACCUGGAUCUCAGCCUUAACAAGUGCUAUGUCAUCCCCCUCAACACCUCUAUUGUCAUGCCCCCCAGGGACUUCCUGGAGCUGCUGGUCAACAUUAAGGCUGGGACAUACCUGCCCCAGUCCUACCUGGUUCAUGAACAGAUGAUGGUGACAGAGCGCCUGGACAAUGUGGACCAGCUGGGAUACUUCAUUUACAACCUCUGCCGUGGGAAAGAGACCUACAAAUUGCAGCGUAGAGACACUAUACUUGGUUUCCAAAAGCGAGAAGCCCUGAACUGCCACAAAAUCCGCCACUUUGAGAACAAGUUUGUGGUCGAGACCAUGAUCUGUGAGCCUUAGAGCACUGUGAAACUCGCAGCCCAACCACUUUCAGUUCACUUGUAAGCAGUGAACAUUUUACAUUUCGUUUUCUAUAAGAUUUCUUUCUGUUUUGAAUGUUGUUGAUGUUAAUUGUUUUUUAAUGUACUACAAGUAGUUUGUGUGACGGUUGUAAUGUCUCAUUCAUUUCCUAGCAAUAUAAAGCAGCAGAAAGCUACUAAAAUACUCGUCACUUUCAAGUGGUUUUUCAAUAUGCAUUCAUAGGGACAAUACUCCUCAGGAGAGAGCCCUUCUUAUGUAGCUGUUCUUGGGGAGUUGCCUGUUUUUUGCUUCCUUUUUCCAAGACAUAACUACUAGUUUGGUAAACAUAUAAACCAAGUGAAAUAAAUUAUAUAUUUAGAUUAUUUAAAUGAACAGCAACAGGUGACAGAAAUUGUUGAAGCUCAGUAUGUUAUGGACUGGAAUGUAUAAUCUGUAUUGUAUUUUGAAAAUACACCUGACUGUCACACAUACAAAACAAAUUCUAAUAGAAAACACCUUAUGUUCCAGUUAUAAACCUGGCCCUAAGAGUGGAUGAGUCCACAUUGUUUUAGGCUUUAUAUAUUAAGUAUCUGCUGUACCUGUUAAAAUAGACUGCAGGAAUAUUUUCUUAAAGGUAUUUCUCAUGAGAUUAUUUAUCUUGAAAUAACAAUGUAUACGAAUAAUUUUCUUAAUUUGUGUCAUAUAUAGCACAGAAAAGAAAAAUCUAGUAUUGUUCAACAUCUGA
Molecule: messenger RNA, 1735 nt
Organism: Megalops cyprinoides (Indo-Pacific tarpon)
Lineage: Eukaryota; Metazoa; Chordata; Actinopteri; Elopiformes; Megalopidae
Product: integral membrane protein 2B-like
Exons: 6
Coding region: 205-990 (261 amino acids)
Biological process (GO): negative regulation of amyloid precursor protein biosynthetic process
Cellular component (GO): extracellular exosome; plasma membrane; Golgi apparatus
Molecular function (GO): amyloid-beta binding
Source: RefSeq, a predicted model, not a curated record